Pomacea canaliculata is the source of this 2494-nucleotide messenger RNA. Its product is annotated as gamma-aminobutyric acid type B receptor subunit 1-like. Gene Ontology annotation, biological process: gamma-aminobutyric acid signaling pathway; G protein-coupled receptor signaling pathway. Bases 23 to 2137 code for a protein of 704 amino acids. Lineage: Eukaryota; Metazoa; Mollusca; Gastropoda; Architaenioglossa; Ampullariidae. The transcript has 15 exons. Gene Ontology annotation, cellular component: G protein-coupled receptor heterodimeric complex; membrane. The record is from RefSeq and is a predicted model, not a curated record. Gene Ontology annotation, molecular function: G protein-coupled GABA receptor activity.
CCCUGGCAUCGGGAUCAAAGUCAUGUUUCAUCAGUUGUUCACACCCCCGACGAAGAUGGCCAUCAUGGGAGAUGGCUGUUCCAUUGUGUCAGAGGUCACAGCACGUGCUUCGCAUCUGUGGAAUCUCGUGCAGGUGUCCUAUCUGUCCGUGUCACCAGCCCUGUCGGACAAGGCCAAGUUCCCACUGUUCGCCCGCGUGACAGCGCCGGACACACAAACCAACCCUGUCCGCCUGCUGCUGCUGCAGACCUUCGGGUGGCGGCGGGUGGCCACCAUCCACCAGUCCUACGAUCUUUUCGCCGCCACCACGGAGAACCUGGUUCGCCUACUGCAAGAAGCCAACAUCACCAUCAUCAGGUCCGAAAUUUUUAUGGAUGACCCCACACCGCACGUGAAAAGUCUGAAGGACAAUGACUGUCGGAUUAUCGUGGGAGCAUUUUACCAGGACAAAGCCCGCAAAGUGUUCUGCGAGGCGUACAAGGUGGGGCUGUACGGGUCCCGGGUGGUGUGGCUGCUGCCCGGAUGGUAUGACGCCGGGUGGUGGUUGAUGGCGGAUCCAGCAGUCGACUGCAGCCCCGGGCAACUGAUAGAGGCCGUGGAGGGUCACUUUGAUACCGGCAUCCUGUCCAUCAACCCCCGCUCUGAACGCGCCAUCUCAGGCUGGCUGCCCUCGGAGUUCACGGCCGCUUAUAAGGCUGCUGCGGGUGGUCGCCAUUUGCCCGGUGACACGAUCGUCUCACAAGGCUACGACGCCGUCUGGGCCCUGGCUCUGGCACUCAACCGGACACAGGAACAGUUGACAGGUAGCAGCAAGGGUCUGGAAGAUUUCACCUACGAGAACAGCGAGAUGGCCCGGAUGUUGUACAACAACCUGCUGCAAGUCUCCUUCACUGGCGUUAGGGGACCCAUCACCUUCGACGCCAACGGUGACCCAGUGGGUCUGGUCAGUGUGGGCCGUGUACAAGGAGGGGAGAAGCAGACGGUGUGUGUGUACAACCCCACGAGGCCCACAGAUCAGCGGCUGGAAUGGUCCACAGACACGCCAUUGCUGUGGGAAGGUGGGUUACCUCCCCGUGACUCUACAAUGACACGAACGGAGUACGUCACUCUGUCCUUGCCUCUGUACGUCACGACGUGUGUCCUGGCCGCCCUCGGUGUCCUUCUCACCGGCGCUUUCCUCGCCUUUAACAUCGUUCUCAGGAAUGCCAGACUCGUUAAGAUGUCGUCUCCUCGCCUCAACAACGUGAUUCUGCUGGGGUGCGUGUGCACCUACUCCUCCGUCUUCGUGCAAGAUGCAGGAGGGGAACAUGGAGUCCUGGCGUGUGAGAUCAAGACGGCGCUGCUGGCGGUGGGCGUGUCCCUGGCUUUCGCCUCACUCUUCGCCAAGACUUGGCGAGUGUACGUCAUCUUCACCAGCACCAAGGUGCAAAGGCGGGUGAUGCAUGACGGUCAUCUGCUGGCCAUCGUCGCCGCUCUCGUCUUCAUCAACCUCCUCGUGCUGCUCUCCUGGUGGAUCCUUGACCCCCGCACACUGCAGGUCACCAGGACAACCACAGUUGAGGAAAGUGAAGCGGGCGGCGUGGUGUUGGUGAUGGUGCAGCGCUGUGAGCUGACCUGCAGGUCGGACCGCGAACUCUACUUCCUUGGUACAUUGUACGGCCUGCAUGCACUCGUGCUGUUGCUGGGCACGUUCCUGGCUUGGGAGACUCGUAAGGCUGCAUAUGAUGACGUCAGAGCCGUGCGUGUUGACCAGGUGCACUACCCCGAGCUGAAUGACUCCAAGUUCAUCGGACUGUGCAUCUACAACGUGGCGCUCCUCUCCAUCCUGGCAGUGGUCGUGACCUUGACCGUGGACUCGUCCUUGAACCUGCGCCACCUCCUGAACUCUACGCUCGUGCUGCUGGGCACCACAGUCACCCAGUGCCUCAUCUUUGUGCCGAAAGUAAUGACUUACCGUCACAACCGAGUGGACGAUGACAACAAGACUACAGUGCACACUAUAGCAGCUAGAGAGGUCACGGCCAAAAGUUUCGACUGCGGCAACAUGAGCGGACAAGCUGCCCACCACACUCGCUCACCUCGUGACCUGCAGCUUUUGGCUCCUCCUUCUCAGACAGACUCGUCCAUCGGGUCCUAGUCCCGCCAAGCGCUUGACUCAAACCCAAACGGACAAGGACUUCAAGUCCAGGGCCAACAGUGUGUCACGUCUCGCGUGUACGUCACGGAGCCAGACGUGUCCUGGUGGUACGAUGACGCGUUGCCGGUGUAGAAACGUCACAAGUAUUUGAAGUGCACGUGAUUUUCAUGGCACUUCCUGCGGCCCAUCGCUCUAUGGGAGAGACUGACAUGUGGAAGCCUCCCUUCCUUAUCCGUCCGCCCAGUUUUCUCUCCCGUAAUUGUUAUUACCUGCAGGGAUGGGGAGUAGCUGUAGCCUAGCUACAGCUACUGUAGCCGGCUACAAAUUUUGUAGCUUGUAGCUUAGCCGGCUACAAAU